AUGUCACUUGCAGAACAAUUUGAAUCAAAUAAUAAAAGCUACGUCUCAACUUUUACCAAAGGAGAUUUGGCUUUACCACCAGCCAAGAAAGCAUUGAUUCUUGUAUGUAUGGAUGCUAGAAUUGACCCAGCUAAAAGUUUAGGUUUCGAAGAAGGUGACGUCCAUGUUGUCAGGAAUGCAGGUGGUAGGGCCAAAGAUGCUCUACGUAGUAUAAUUAUUUCUCAAAAAUUAUUAGGAACUAGGGAGAUAAUCGUCAUCCAUCACACGGAUUGUGGUAUGUUGACAUUCAAGGAUGAAGACUUGAAGUCAAUUCUUCUUAAGGAUACUGGUCAACAAACAGAUUUACAAUUCUUACCCUUUCUGGAUUUGCAUCAAAGUGUUAAAGAUGAUGUUGAGAUAAUUAAGUCAAAUCCGUUUGUUUUAGAUAUACCAAUAACUGGUUAUAUCUACGAUGUUAAGACAGGUGAAAUCAAUAAGGUUUCGUCUGAUUAG
Molecule: messenger RNA, 492 nt
Organism: Yamadazyma jaroonii
Lineage: Eukaryota; Fungi; Ascomycota; Pichiomycetes; Serinales; Debaryomycetaceae
Source: the annotation of a GenBank genome assembly